GUCAAAUGCUUUGGAAUUAAUUAUUGUGUUUUCUCUUUUUGUUUUUCCUUUUUCCCACUACAAGAAAAUUGAAAAUAAAAUAAGGGGUUGUCUUUUUUCUUAUUAGAAAGGGGCCUUUAUUUUUUUAACUUGUCUAAAUUUGGGGUUUGAGAAACUAAAAUGAAAUGAUAAUGUGCCUCACAAGAAACAAUUCAAUGUCUUGGGCUACCCCUGAUGAUUUUUUGCUCUCUACCUCGUUGGCUACAUACCUAGAAAAAAAAGUAGUUGUCAUGUUGCAAGAUGGUCGAAAACUUUUGGGGUUAUUACGCUCGUUUGAUCAAUUUGCUAACGUUGUUCUUGAAGGUGCUUGUGAAAGAGUAAUUGUUAGUGAUAUUUAUUGUGAUGUCCCUUUAGGCUUAUAUGUAACUCGUGGGGAAAAUGUUGUCUUAAUUGGAGAGCUGGACUUGGGAAAGGAGGAGCUUCCACAUCAUAUGACUUCUGUGUCAGAGGCUGACAUAAGAAAGGCUCAAAAAGCGGAAAAGGAUGCUACUGAUCUAAAGGGCACCAUGAGAAAAAGGAUGGAGUUCCUUGAUUUUGACUAGAACCUCCUGCCAUUUCAAUAACCAAGCUGGUCCCAUCCAUAAAUUUUAAUGUAGUUGUGGCUCAAGUUGGAAUAGCAAAGGUAAAAAAAGAAAAUCACCUUUUGGCUUCUCUGGAGAGCAACUAACAAUUAUGAUGCCCUUUUUUUGCAUGUGGAUUUUGUGCUAAUGCAUUUGAGGGCAUGUUAGUGAGCCCUUUUUGGUUUUAGAAAAUCAAAUAUAGGGGAAGAGGAUUUCAUUGGCAAUGAUCAUUUUCGAUGCUUUCUAAUGAAUACUAUUAUUGUUUUUAGUUUAUGUUUAUGCAACAAGAAGUUACCAAGCCAUUCGGUCUAAGCUGUUAUUGUAUGUUUGAUUUAGUUAUCAAGUGCCUUAGUUGCUUAGUUUAAGUGUUUCUCAUGUCAGUUCUAGGUUGUAACGUUGUGUAAUAAAUUUAACAGAGAAAAGCUUCUUAGUGGUUUGAAACUUUGUA
Molecule: messenger RNA, 1047 nt
Organism: Cajanus cajan (pigeon pea)
Lineage: Eukaryota; Viridiplantae; Streptophyta; Magnoliopsida; Fabales; Fabaceae
Product: sm-like protein LSM1B
Biological process (GO): deadenylation-dependent decapping of nuclear-transcribed mRNA
Cellular component (GO): P-body; Lsm1-7-Pat1 complex
Molecular function (GO): mRNA binding
Source: RefSeq, a predicted model, not a curated record